Molecule: messenger RNA, 4333 nt
Organism: Hemibagrus wyckioides
Lineage: Eukaryota; Metazoa; Chordata; Actinopteri; Siluriformes; Bagridae
Gene: unc5da
Product: unc-5 netrin receptor Da
Exons: 17
Coding region: 392-3352 (986 amino acids)
Biological process (GO): netrin-activated signaling pathway
Cellular component (GO): membrane
Molecular function (GO): netrin receptor activity; protein binding
Source: RefSeq, a predicted model, not a curated record
AAGUGCCCCUGCGCAGCCCGAAUCGCAGCAAUGAAACCUCCGUAGCUCUCCCAGCUGUUCGCGUCUCAUCCUGACUUUCCGGGAGCUCUGACACGCGCGGGCGGCUCCUUCUGCGACUAAGCAAGCUCGUAGGUGCAGGAGAGCACGCAGUGUGUGUGUGUGUGCAUGUGUGUGGCUCCUUGUCUUAAUAUAUAUACUCUCGUGCGAAGCAUCGCACUCCUGCACUACUCACUUUGGUCCCGGUGCACUCCCGUGGAGGACUUUUUUUUCUAUUACAAGGCAGAGCUUUUAGCUUCGGCACUACAUCGGGACGGCGCGAGCGACCCGUCACGGCGGCACGCGCACACAAAUGCAUGCGUGCGCGGAGAACGGAGGCGCGAGCUGAGCAGUGAUGGCGCGCUCGUGGAGCGCACACUGUCUGUGCUGGAGCCUCGUGGCAGCCUCGUUCAGCGUGUUUCUGUCGCCCGUGGAGGCCAGAGGAAAUCGAGCCGGGCUUUCGGCUUCAUCCGGAACCCUGCCUCGCUUCCUUCAGGAGCCUGAUGACGCUUACAUCGUCAAAAGCAAUCCAAUUAAGCUUCGCUGCCGAGCUAGACCUGCGCUGCAGAUCUUCUUCAAGUGCAAUGGGGAGUGGGUUCAUCAAAACCAACACACAUCCCUGGAACAUGUCGAACUGGGAACAGGUCUGAAGAUUCGUGAAGUGAUGAUAAAUGUCUCUCGGCAGCAGGUGGAAGAUUUUCAUGGUCCAGAGGAUUACUGGUGUUUGUGUGUAGCCUGGAGUCACCUGGGCACAUCCAAGAGUCGCAAAGCUACAGUCCGCAUCGCAUACCUAAGAAAGAACUUUGAGCAGGAGCCACAGGGGACAGAGGUGCCAAUCAAAGGCAUGAUCGUCCUUCACUGUCGUCCCCCAGAGGGAGUUCCUCAAGCUGAGGUGGAAUGGCUGAAGAACGAUGAACCAGUCAGCACACUCGUUGACGUUCAUUUUGACACGCGGACAAAUCACAACCUGAUUAUUAACGAAGCACGACUCUCCGACUCAGGAAAUUACACUUGUGUAGCCAGCAACAUCGUGGCUAGAAGACGUAGCGCCUCAGCUACUGUUAUUGUUUAUGUGAAUGGAGGGUGGUCAUUAUGGUCUGACUGGUCAGAUUGUAGUGUGCCGUGUGGGCGGGGUUUUAUAAAACGAACACGCACGUGCACCAAUCCGGCUCCACUAAACGGAGGAGCAUUCUGUGAAGGUGUUUCAGUACAGAAGAGCAGCUGCUCCUCACCCUGUCCAGUGGAUGGUGGCUGGUCCGUGUGGUCUCUCUGGUCUGUGUGCAGUUCAGAAUGUGAACGUUGGCGAGGUAGAGAGUGUGUAAACCCAGAGCCCAAACAUGGAGGAAAGGUGUGUGACGGAAGUGCGCUGGACACAGAGAACUGCACUGGAGAUCUGUGUACUCAAGAUCAAAAUCUCCUGCAUGAUUUAAAGGUUCCUCAAGCGGAGGCAGAGGUCAGCAGUGAUGUGGCUUUAUACUCAGGCCUGGGAGGAGGUGCAGUCGCCGUGGUGAUGCUGAUCGUCAUUGUCACACUGUAUAGGCGGAGCCACAGUGAGUGCGGCGUUGAUGCUAUAGACGCUUCUGUGCUCACUGGAGGAUUCCAGUCCUUCAGCUUUAAGGGCAACACCCAGGGUAACCCUCUACUGAUGAAUCCAGGUCGCUCCGUGUCGUAUUCAAGCCCCAUGUGUUUUCCUGACUCGGUGGAUAAAGAGCUCAUUUUCCACCCACUACCUGAUGUCAAGGUCAAAGUUCACAGCUCCUUCAUGAUGUCGCUGGGUGUGACAGAGGGAACAGCUCCUCGCUCCAAAGCUCCACACUUUACAUUUCCUCAUGAUGGUAUGAUUGAGGGGAGAAGCAGAAAGGCAGAGUUUCUGAUGGCUUCACCCACUAACAUACUCAAGACCAGUGGGCACUUUGGGCACAAUGGAGGUCGUCUUGUGCUGCCACACACAGGUGUGAGUUUGCUGAUUCCUCAUGGGGCAAUUCCAGAAGACACAAGCUGGGAAAUGUACAUGAGCAUCAAUCAGGAAAUCACCUGUGUUCUCUCUGAUGAUGAGGUUCUUUUGGGUCCAGAAGUCUCAUUUGGUCCACUAGGUGUCAUCUUGUCGUGUCCUGUCGCCAUGACAAUAUCGCACUGUGCAGACGUCUCAGAGGACUGGAGUGUAAGACUGAAGAGAAAAACACAUGGAGACAACUGGGAGGAUGUGAUGUGGAUGAAAGAGGAGAGCUCUUCAUGUUACUGCGUGCUGGAGUCACGACGCUGCUUUGUGCUUGUGGAUCAGCCUGGCCUUUAUGCUCUGGUUGGAAUUCCCAUCAGUGAAUCUGCAGUGAAAAGACUUUGUAUUGCGGUGUUCGGAAGCUCAGAGGGCGACAUUUACACACUCCGUGUUUAUUGCAUGGACGACACGCCACAUGCCUUCCAGGAGGUGUUGUGGUUGGAGCGUGCUCAGUGCAGUCAUCUCCUGGGAGAGCCGUGCACUCUGUUCUUCAGUAGAAGUUCCUCAAACUUGCAGAUCUCCAUCCAGGAUGUUUCACCUCACUUCGUUUGGAACAUCAAACCCUUCGCCACCUGCCAGGAGUUCUCUUUCACUCGGGUCUGGUGCAGUACUGCAUCUCCUUUGCAUUGUGCCUUCUCUCUGCAGUGCCACAACACAACGGCCAAUCAGCUUUCGUGUAAGAUCAGCGUGCGGCAGGUCAAAGGUCAUGAGCAGAUCCUGCAGAUCUGCACCACCGUGGCUGAGAGCCAAAGGGAAGUGGUGCCAUUUUUCUCUCAGUCAGAUUCUACCAUUUCCUCUCAGACGGGAGACAAAGCUUUUAAAAUCCCCCUCUCCAUACGGCAGAGGAUCUGUGCCACCUUCGACACGGCCAAUGCCAAAGGCAAAGACUGGCAGCUCCUAGCCCAGAAACUGCACAUAAACAGAAAUCUGGGUUAUUUUGCAUGCCAAUCCAGUCCCUCAGCGGCGAUUCUGUGCUUGUGGGAAGCUCAACAUCAGGAACUUGGAGAUCUGGACUCUCUGGCCAGUGCCUUGGAGGAAAUUGGACGUGUCCAGGUCAAACAGUCUGGCAGUGUAUGUAAUCAGGACCACCCCAUACAACAGGGGAUCAUAGGCAAUCUGGACGAAACCAAACACCCAGCCAAUUCUCUCAGCCGCACUUACUUAAAAAACUCCUCUAACAUCACUAGCAUGUUGGAAAAGUCUGAAAAAGUGGAUGAUAUUCUUAUCCUGGACCAGUCAAGAUACAAUACUGGCAAAACGUCGACUGCUGACCACACUAUUGAUCUGUACAGCAAUGACUUAGACUCAGAUCACACCUAGGGAAUGUAACAGAGAACAAGCAGCCAAUGGCAAAGUCUACUGAGGAGACUAGGAGCAGCUCCUCCCUUCGUUGGAUUGUGGGGAAAAAAACAGGUUUUUGAGAAAGUCAAGGUUAAAGCGAUGCAGUGGCACAGUGUUUGUGCAUGAGAGAGACACGUGGAGAUGUCAUAAAUAUGACAACCUUUCACAAUGGAUUUAUAGAUCUGGACGAUACAGCAGCUUGAGAAAAAAAAAAUCAACAAAUCAGAAUUGGGAUUGUUGAGGACCCAAAAAGGGGUGGGGAUAAUCAUUUUAAUCUCCUGCUCCCUUUCACACCAUCUUUGACGCCGCCUAGUGGCAUUAUAAAUAUUUACCUAUUCUGUGAGUCUCGGUUUUCAGUUUGAAACCAUCUUGUUUUGCUUUUUGCUCUUUUCUUUCAUUUGCAAAUGAGACAGUAACGCCAAGAUCUGUGCAGAUGAAAUGGAAGGAGAGGUGAACAGAUUAGACCAGAAGACAGAGCAUUAUAACACACUCUCACAUGCAUUCCUAUAUAACAAGCAGUAACUUUGACCUGCUAUGAUGUCUGAAGAUGGACCUCUUAAAACUAGAGUAUGGAGAUUAUUUAUGGAGUAUUAUGAAGAGACAGAGAAAUGGAACUAUUCUGUAUUUUUUAAGGAAUUAAAAACCAGAGGUUUUUAAAAGAAUUAAAAAGAAUCAAAUUUUCCUGUGACGUUGAAUAAGAGUUGUGAUAUAAGACUAAAAUCUAUAUCGUGCAGUUACACGCUUUAUGUCCCUUUAAGACUGGUAAAUGAUCAGACUUCCAGAUUGGCAGGUCAGCUAGGACCUGUAGUACGUUAUGACUCUGAUGUAAAGAUGUUUGUAUUUUUGUGCAAAGGGAAUAUGUUUUGGCUCAGUGUUAUGUCUGCAUAUAUCUUAAAUUUGAAAAAAUAAAUAAAAUAAAAUAAAAUAAAAUAAAAUAAAAUAAAAUAAAAUAAAAUAAAA